AUGUCUUCUGCUGCGUCAUCACUUGAUGGAAAGAAUAGAAAUCCAAUAGUCUAGGCUGCUAGAAAAACACUAAAGGACAAUAGCUUUGAGAAAUAAAGAAGAAAGCAAGAGCUAGAUGAUACUAUUGAGGAUGAAAUAGACAGCUACGAAGUGUUUGAUAUGCUUCGCCAUAUUAAUGAUCCAGAGCAUCCAUUAACUUUGGAACAAUUAAAUGUUGUCACCCCAGAGUUGAUCAGUGUUGAUAAUAGAAAUGAUCUGGUUAAAGUUUGUUUUACACCCACUAUCCCUAACUGCACAAUGGCCACACUUAUAGGAUUAAUGAUCAGAGUCAAGCUCCAUAGAUCCCUUCCUAGUAGAUUCAAGGUUGAUGUUAUGAUCGAAAAGGGCAAACAUGAUACAGAAUAAGAAAUUAAUAAAUAGCUUAACGAUAAAGAAAGAGUCCUCGCUGCACUAGAAAAUGCAAAUCUAUCUAUUAAAUUAAAAUUGAGAUUUAAUUUGCUAAUUUAAAAUUUUAAAAUGACAUCAAACUUCAACUUUAACCCUUCUGCACAAUCAAAUCAUGCCAAACUCAACACUCAUCAAAUAUAGAUAAAUAUAGCAGAAAAUUCUUAAGCCAAUCUUAACCACUACAAUCAAGAUAAAGACUAAUAAUUCAAGAAGUAUGAUAAGACUCCCACUUAUGCUGCACUUGAUACCCAAGAGAUUUCAGGCAAGAGUACAUGCAUCGAGACAAAUAUCAAAAAGAACAGACAUUUUCAAAGAAUCUUUGAGUCUUAUAAAGAAGAAGAGGAGCCAAUCAACAUCAACUCCACUUUAGAGAAAACAUUCGACAUGGAUUAAAGCAGUGAAUCAACAUAAAACCAAGUCUUUAUCAGUCCCGCCGAUUUUAAACUCAACCACAACAAAAACUCUCAAAAUUUGACUUUAUAAAGAUAAGUGAAGAAUGAUUCAUAGUAAUUCUAAAGGUAGGAUAAAGUUCUCUUAUCAUCUCAUCAGCAUGGAAAUAAAGAUUUAUAUGAUUAGUUUAACUCUUCUAAGAGAACUGAACAUGAUUCUGCAAAUUCAGUGAUUUCUAUAAAUUUAAGUAGCAAUGAUGAAAGAAGAAGAAUAUUUCAGCCAAAUAUACUCAUUCCAAAACCCUUUGACCUUAGACAAAGUAGCUCAUCUGUGUAAAUUAUAGAGAAUAUUAGCUAACUGCCAGUUUCCCAGUAAAAUUAAUCAUCCUUCCAGUAUUUGAAGUAAAAUCAGGACUUACUAUCUCAUAACUUGAGAUUAGACCAGAGAAAUCCUCAAGAUAAUCCUAGAAUUCAAAACUAGCAUUAAUUCUAAAGCAAGGACAUCUCUUCCGAAAUCUAACUUUUAGGAUAAAAAAGAGUAAUGAGCAGUAACCACAAUUAAUUAUUCUUCAACUCAAUGUCUUAAAACCUUGGCCAAAAAAGAAUAUUUGGAGUCGAGAGAUCACCACAAAGAGUAAAAUGCUUGGAAGGUAUUAACAGGAAAACAGGUAAAAAGCUGACCAGAAACUUUCCUUUGUACACCGACAAUGAAAUAUUCCCAGAUGAGAAAGAUCAAGAUAAGCUCAUGAAAGGAUUAAUUGAAAUGAUGCAAGACGAUGAUGUUGAUACUGAUGAUGACAUUCUUAAUGCAGCCUAUGAUAACUGCAUGAGAGAUCUCAUCAAAGCAAUGAGAGUAGCAAAGGAUACUUCGGAGAAGAAACGCUUUAAAGUUAAUAUGGGAAUGUGUAACAAUUCUAUGAUUUAAGAUAGAGUUAAGAAUCCUCAAAUGUAUGAUAGGAAUGGAGUACGCAAAAUUAUUCCACAUUAAAACAGAUCAACUUAAGACUAGCAAUUAAAGGAGGAUAUUGAUCAAGUUAUUGAUUAAUUCAACACCAAGAUAUCUUGCCCUACAAAGCCUCAGAGAAAUCGUCAAACAGGGAGUAAAUUAUUUCAAAAAAAAUCAAGCCAUUAUCAGAAUAAGUAGCAAGUAGAGUCAUCUGAGAAUGAUGAGGAUUACUUUGAAAGUGAUGAUGAAAGUUAAUCUGAAUCUGAUAUUUGA
Messenger RNA from Stylonychia lemnae, 2055 nucleotides. Lineage: Eukaryota; Ciliophora; Spirotrichea; Sporadotrichida; Oxytrichidae. The record is from the annotation of a GenBank genome assembly.